UGUCAAAACAGAACGUCAUACAACAAAAUCUACGAAUAAUUCUGGACAAAUUCGAUCGGGACACGUGUACAAAGCUGAAAUUUGCUUAGAAUUACAUCAGGAAUAUUUAUUUAUCACCCGACAAUCCCUAAAACAGCGAGUCAUUGCGGAGUACAUCGCGUAACCUUACUGAGUUGUGUUAUCUAGGUGUAUCACCGGUGUAGAUAAGCCCUAUAUUUAUUUCUUGCACAAUAACCACAAUAAUAUAAUAAUAAUUAGCUUUUAAUUAUAUAAAAUGACGGAAUUUAGAGACUGGUAUUAUGGGAUACCCUUUUACACGCGUUAUUGGCUAACUUUAACUGUUGGACUCAGUAUAUUAGCCAAAUUUAACCUUCUGGACUUCAGGUAUCUAAUUUUGGAUAUUGGCGCCUUCAUCAACAGAUUCCAUCUAUGGCGGCCAGCAACAGCACUGUUCUACUACCCCAUCACCCCAUCUACCGGAUUCCACUUCCUCGUGAACUGCUACUUCCUGUACAGUUACUCGGAGAGGCUGGAGACGGGCAUGUUCGCUGGCAAGCCGGCCGACUACUUCACUAUGCUCAUCUUUAAUUGGCUGCUCUGCAUUUGCAUUGGAAUUCUUAUUGGAUUGAGUUACGUAAUGGACCCGAUGGUGAUCUCGGUCCUCUACGUGUGGUGUCAGCUAAACAAGGACGUGAUCGUGUCUUUCUGGUUCGGGACGCGGUUCCGAGCCAUGUUCCUGCCGUGGGUGCUGCUCGCGUUCAACCUCAUUGUCAAUGGAGGUGGCGUUGAAGAGUUCCUGGGCAUCCUUGUGGGCCAUUUGGCCUUCUUCUUGAUCUUCAAGUACCCGCAGGAAUUUGGAGGACCCGCUUUACUGACGCCACCUGCUAUUUUAAAGAAGUACUUCCCCGAUGUCCGUCGCCCGAACAACUUCGGCCCCGCGGCGCAGGUCAGGGCCCCCGCGCCUGGAGGACACCAGUGGGGCCGCGGACAAGCUCUGGGGGGCCUCUGAAAUCUCUGAAUACAAUAGCGUACCAUUUACUAACUGAUCUUUCGUGAGACAUAUGUUAAGUAUUGACAAUAAUUAACCUCCUGGCGACCCGGAUUCAAAACAUGCUACCAGGGGCGGCUGGUGAACAUUUCUUCUAGGCAACACUGAGCACAAAGAAACCUACCUUAACAUUAGGUACUUUACUAGUAAUCAAUUUUAGGCAAGCCGGUGGGAAUCGGCUCGUAUGGACCAGCCGCUGCUGCAUGCUACUAAACUAGCAUUAACUCUGUCAAAUUGACAAAUAGUCAAAACUAACUGAGGCUUGCUUACUAGUUACUAUACAUUAUUUAGAAAGCGGGUCGUCAUAGUUAUAGGUUAACUCACUUUUUUGCACGGAGUAUAACCGGGGCAAACUCGGGAAGGACGAUGGACGACGCUGGAAGGAAUGAAUCAAACUUGAUUGGAAACAUGUCGCCAUUUGCGAUGUAAUAAGUUAGUUAACCUCGCGAACUACCCGCGUAGACGUUCCCGAGUCACGGGGCCUCUGGUGUAACACACUCGCGAGUGAUUGCCUCGGGCGAGGCAAGUCUACUCAGACCGAGUUGCUCUGCGCGGCAAUUUCCUCACGAGGCAAUUCGAUUUGUGGGGACUCUCCUAUUGAGUUGUACUAAUUGAAGACGAAGUCAACUGAACUUUUUUUAACUCGCUAAAUGGAACUACUCAGAUAGCGCCGUUAACAUUUUAAAUUAGGUUUAAAAUGUGUGAUCAAGUCAGAAGUCGAAUAACAACUAUACAGGGCCGUUCAAGUAUUACGUAAGCACUGUAGAGGGAGGGGUCUUUGCUAUGCUUAAAUAGUUAUUCUUAACAUGGGGAGUAGCGGUGGAUCUAGAAGAUGAUUACGUCAUCCGUAGAGGGGAGCUGGGGGGUGAGGAAAAAUAAUGAUAAAUCUGCUUACGUAAUACUUGAAUGGCCCUUAUAUAGUUUUAAUAUUUUAAUGUUAUAUUUGUGGAUAGUGUUGAGAUUGUUGAAUGAUUUUGGUUGAGAUGGCCUUAUGGAUCUGUUUGGUUAGAUAUGGAGAUGUGUGUAUUUAAUAUUAGUGAGUGUGUUUAGUAAAACGUCCCACUUUGUCAGUUACCAUUAAGGCGAGAUUUACUUGUAUCUUUAUCUUAUCUUAUACUUUUAAACGAGCAAUUCUUGUAUAUUUAUUUAUUUAUUUAUAUAUA
This is a messenger RNA of Leguminivora glycinivorella, 2211 nucleotides long. It is a transcript of the gene Der-1, whose product is annotated as derlin-1-like. The record is from RefSeq and is a predicted model, not a curated record. Gene Ontology annotation, molecular function: ubiquitin-specific protease binding; misfolded protein binding. Gene Ontology annotation, biological process: endoplasmic reticulum unfolded protein response. The transcript has 5 exons. Lineage: Eukaryota; Metazoa; Arthropoda; Insecta; Lepidoptera; Tortricidae. Gene Ontology annotation, cellular component: endoplasmic reticulum membrane; Hrd1p ubiquitin ligase ERAD-L complex. The coding region runs from base 275 to 1009 and encodes 244 amino acids.